This is a messenger RNA of Nicrophorus vespilloides, 1079 nucleotides long. RefSeq names its product cytochrome b-c1 complex subunit Rieske, mitochondrial (gene RFeSP). The transcript has 2 exons. Gene Ontology annotation, molecular function: 2 iron, 2 sulfur cluster binding; quinol-cytochrome-c reductase activity. Gene Ontology annotation, biological process: mitochondrial electron transport, ubiquinol to cytochrome c. Bases 119 to 910 code for a protein of 263 amino acids. Lineage: Eukaryota; Metazoa; Arthropoda; Insecta; Coleoptera; Silphidae. Gene Ontology annotation, cellular component: membrane. The record is from RefSeq and is a predicted model, not a curated record.
UUGUGUUGGCAAUUGUUACGUGAAAAAUCAUUAUAUCAGGGCGAGCUUCAGUCCGGUGGUUAACAACUAUUUCGUUGCAUAAUAUAAUAAAGUCCAGCGAGCAGGAAAGCCCUCGAAGAUGAUCAAGACUGGGAAUUUUUCCAAGCUCAUCAAGUCCACUAGCCAAGUGGUGAGUAACAGUUACAAGACUAGCAACAAGGCUGCUGUCAUCGGAAAGAAGGAUGUCACCCAACCACCAACCUUGUUGUUAACCAAUGGCAAUUUGGCCAAGAGCUUGCCCACAGGCAACUUCUAUGUGUGCUCUGGUCCUGGAGUCACCACCCAAGUCAGGUUUGCUCACACUGAUAUCAAUGUGCCAGACUGGUCUUCGUACAGACGCCAAGACAAGAAGUCAACUGAGUCCGAAGACACCCGCAAAAACUUCACUUACUUGAUUGCUGGUGCUGGCACCGUUGGCGGAGCUUAUGCAGCUAAAUCCGUCGUGACCCACUUCAUUUCCUCAAUGAGUGCGUCUGCUGAUGUCUUGGCUAUGGCCAAGAUUGAAGUCAAGUUGUCUGACAUCCCCGAAGGCAAGAGUGUCACCUUUAAAUGGAGAGGUAAACCUUUGUUCAUCAGACACAGGACUGGCAGCGAAAUUUCCACUGAACAGGGUGUCCCAUUGAGCCAGCUUCGUGACCCUGAGAGUGAUUCUCAGCGUACCCAGAAACCGGAAUGGCUCGUCGUCAUCGGUGUGUGCACUCACUUGGGAUGCGUGCCAAUCGCGAACGCCGGAGACUUCGGAGGUUACUACUGUCCGUGUCACGGUUCUCACUACGAUGCUUCGGGAAGGAUUCGUAAGGGUCCAGCACCUCUUAAUCUUGAAGUACCAACAUACGUCUUCGCCGAUGACGGCUCCCUAGUCGUCGGUUAAACGAUCGACCUUUUUAAAUCAAUUAUCUAUAUUGUAUUUUAUAUUUAUUUCCGACCCGACACCGAAAUAUAGAAGAAUAUAAAAGAGGUUCUGUUUCCAUCAAUGUUGAGAUUCUUGAUGAACCAAAUGUGAUUUUUUAGAUGUUGGAAUAGUAAAUUACUACAAUUAA